GACGAAAAUUACUCGGCGGAGCUGCGCAACGCCUCCGCCGUGAUGAAAAACCAAGUAGCAAGAUUUAACGACCUCAGAUUUGUUGGGAGAAGCGGCAGGGGAAAAAGCUUCACCCUGACCAUCACCGUGUUCACCAGCCCUACCCAAGUCGCUACCUAUCACCGAGCCAUAAAAGUGACCGUAGACGGACCCCGGGAGCCACGAAGGCACAGACAAAAGCUAGAAGACCAAGCCAAACCCUUCACCGAUCGCUACGGGGAGCUGGAACGGCUGCGCCAGUCCAUGAGAGUCACCCCGACGACACCCAACCCCCGUGGAUCCCUCAGCACCCCAAGCCACUUCGGGUCCCAGGCUCAAACUCCAAUACAAG
Messenger RNA from Acanthisitta chloris (rifleman), 370 nucleotides. Its product is annotated as runt-related transcription factor 3-like. Gene Ontology annotation, molecular function: DNA-binding transcription factor activity, RNA polymerase II-specific; RNA polymerase II cis-regulatory region sequence-specific DNA binding; ATP binding. The record is from RefSeq and is a predicted model, not a curated record. NCBI's taxonomy places the organism in Eukaryota, Metazoa, Chordata, Aves, Passeriformes, Acanthisittidae. The transcript is spliced from 3 exons. The annotation marks the transcript as partial. Gene Ontology annotation, cellular component: nucleus. Gene Ontology annotation, biological process: hemopoiesis; neuron differentiation; regulation of cell differentiation.